Harpia harpyja (harpy eagle) is the source of this 1020-nucleotide messenger RNA. It is a transcript of the gene PPP1R1B, whose product is annotated as protein phosphatase 1 regulatory inhibitor subunit 1B. NCBI's taxonomy places the organism in Eukaryota, Metazoa, Chordata, Aves, Accipitriformes, Accipitridae. Gene Ontology annotation, cellular component: cytoplasm. The transcript is spliced from 8 exons. Gene Ontology annotation, biological process: intracellular signal transduction. Bases 302 to 946 code for a protein of 214 amino acids. Gene Ontology annotation, molecular function: protein phosphatase inhibitor activity. The record is from RefSeq and is a predicted model, not a curated record.
GGGAAGGGGUUAAGGGCCCCCCACGGGUUGGCUGAACCCCCUCAGGGGCUCCCCAAGGGCUCAUUACCGCGGCCUCAGCCCCCCUGCCCGGGGGAAUGAAUAAUUCAGCGCCUGGUAGGAGACGUGUCCUCCCUCCCUCUCCUUCCUCCUCCUCCUCCUCCUCCUCACCGGCUCUGCCUUCCCCACCUCCCGCCGCUCUCAGUCCUCGCCGUACCGAGCCCCGGGUGCUACCGAACUCUGCUCAGCACCGGCGGCGGAGACCCCCCUGCUCCGGCAGCAGCGGUGACGCGCGGUCGAGGCCAUGGACCCCAAGGAUCGCAAGAAGAUCCAGUUCUCCGUGCCGGCACCCCCCAGCCAGCUGGACCCCCGCGCCGUCGAGAUGAUCCGCCGGCGGAGGCCCACGCCGGCCAUGCUCUUCCAGCUCUCCGAACACUCUUCCCCAGAGGACGAGUCCCUGCCCUACCAGCGCACCUCCGGCGAGGGCUGCCUGCUUAAACCAAAGAGGACCAACCCGUGUGCCUACACGCCGCCCUCGCUCAAAGCGGUGCAGCGCAUCGUGCAGUCCCACCUGGAGAGUGGCCUGGCCGGGGGUGACAGCUCCGACGGGGAGGCCGAUGACGGGGACCACGAACUGGCCCACGCCUGCGACCCCGACAGUGCCCUCGAACCUGCCCCGGGGAGCCAGGCCAGAGCCGAGCGGAGCUUCUUCCCCGCCGGCCUCAAGGCGCACAAACGGAAAGAGGAGCGCGGGCAGGACCUGAAGUCGCUGACGGUGUCCGAGAUCCCCGAGGACCCCGAGGGAGCGGAGGGUGACGAGGAGGAGCCGGGACGGGAGCAGGAGGAUGGCGGCACCGGGGAGCGGCGACACGUCGGCUUCGCCGAGGUUCCCUCGCGUCCCAUCGGCACCGAGCGUCACUCGCCCACCUUCCCGCUGGGCACCAGUUAGCCGCCACCGGCCAUCCCAGCUGCCCCCCCCCCCACCCCGGCCUCAGCAGCAGCUUCACCUCUACCCCCCCCCCC